UGUUAAUUCACGUGCUGUUGUGUUUGUGUUUUUGUUUGUGUGAGUGUGUUUAUUAAGUGUUUCCGUAGUUAGUAAAGUGUUGUUUUGUAAGUACUAUUGGUAUUUACAUUAUCUGUUGAGAACCCUAGCAAGUAACAAUAGUAUAAAUACUAGAUCAAAAUAUAUUAUUGUAUAUUUCAUUUUAUCUGUCACGAAGUUAUAAUUUAUUGGAUCAUACGCCAUAAGGAAAACAGGGCUCUAUUUAUGAAGAGGAACUUGUUAAAAUCAUGCAUAAGUUAACGUUGUUUAAUAUGCUUAAAUGCAAACGAGGAGAGGAUGAAGAGGAAUCGUCAGAAAAUAAUUUGCUACAACACGAAGAUGUGUCGUUGGAGCUUGAAGAGGUGAUAACAAGUGGAAAGGAUAAUCUUAACUCGAUUUCUAGUAGUCAGUGCGAAACGGGAUCUCCUUCCAAAGUUGAAGUACAAGUCCAAGUCCAUUGUGAUGGCCACACUCAAGAUCCUGGGUUGGCAAAGAACUCAACGCUGGAAAGCAACAAACGUAAUGAGAGGUUUCAAAGAGGACUCGAUACCAAACUUCUUGACGCUAUCAAACGCAAAGAUGAUCAAGAAGUCCAAAGUCUCCUGGAGCAGGGUGCGGAUCCCAACGCGGUGUGCCACGACGGGUGCAUCUCCGCGUGCCACCUGGCAGCGCUCGCGGGUGGCGAGGCGCUGUCUCUGCUGCACGCGCGGCACGCCAAAUUGAUGUGCUACGACCUGUUCGGCAGGACGCCGCUGCACUUCGCCGCCUGGGAGGGAAACAUCGCCCAGGUUGCGCUUCUUCUUGAUAUCCCUAAAGACAUACGGGUCAAAAUAAAACAUCCGUUGUCUCAGGACGUGCUAGAAGAAAUAAGAGCUAAUAACAGUCAAUUUCAAGAUUUGGCUAAUAAACGUUGUAUGUUGGGCGAAGUUACAUCCGAGCAUUUGGAAGAGUUAGAAGAAAUCAUAGGCAGGCAUCGGUUCUCAAAAGAUCUCCCGGUGAUACUAAUGGGCUGGACUCCGCUACAUGCGGCAAGUGUGAAUGCUCGCGACGAGUGCGUGCGACUCCUGCUCGCUGCAGGCUCGGACCCGAAUGCUCGCGACGACAAGGGACGUUCGCCGCUAGACGUGGUCGGCUUCAUGCAUUACUGCGGCCGAGAAAUAAAUCCAAACGAGUUUGCGAAUGUAAUCCACCAACUACUUGAAACAAAUCCUGCGAGCAGUAAUAAUGAAAUAAAAUUAUCACAUACUCCGCUCCACACGGCGGUAGAGGUGGAAAGUAUUGAAGCCAUAACAGACUUGCUGGCCUUUGGAGCGUCAGUGUGUAGCCAGAAUCAAGACGGACUGACGCCACUGCAUCUUUGCGUUAUGAAGAAAUUAAAAAAGCAUCUACAGAUUUUCGUUAAAAACGACAAACACAACGCUUUAGUUACAACCGUGGAUCUAGUCGGCAGGACAAUCCUACACACAGCAGUGCUCUCCAAUUGGAGUACAGGAGUUUGUAUCGCUCUGGCAGAAGGGGCGGAUCCAUUAGCUUUGGCACAUGACGGAGAAUCUCCAUUCCAUUUAGCUGCAGCCCUUGGCAACCUAAAUAUCGUCAACGAGAUACUGAGCGUCGUUGAUAUCAAAAAUAAUAUUAACAUCAAAAAUAUGCAUAGCCAAACCCCACUUUUUAAAGCAGUUGACAAUGGGCAUACUAAUUGUGUUAUAAAACUCCUUAAAUGUGGAGCAUCUAUCACAGUAACUACGGGUCAAGGGAUGAAUGUAUUACACGUCGCUGCUAAACGAGGUUAUCACGAUAUAUUAAACAUAUUACUUGAUCAUAACGACGCUGACACUAAAGAACUAAUAGACUCACAAAUUGAAAACUGUAAACAAAAAUUCGGUCCAAUACAUUUUGCCGUUUGGCACAACCACCCAGAAUGCGUUAAACUACUUCUAACAAAAAACGCUUCCGUCUUGAUGAAUUCGAGUGGCGUCAAUAUGGUUAUCACUCCCUUACACCUAGCAGCCCUGAAAAAUAAUGUGGAAAUAGCAAAGAUUCUGAUCGAAUUCAAUGCAGCGACAAUACACGAAGUUGAUUAUUUUGGAUUCACACCACUGCACGCAGCAAGCUACUGCGCAAGCCGGAAGGUGGUCAUAUUUCUUCUAAAACAAGGCGCUAAUUUAGCAGCCAUUACUAGAGAGAAAAAAGUAAUUACAAAAACAUCUGUGGAUAUGAUCAUGAAAAACAUGUCGCAACCCACUGAUUUCAUGGAGGAAGUGUUUGACUCUUGCAUUCACGGUAACGAUUUAAAUCUUCACGAUUCUAACUGCAAAGUAACUGUCGAUUACAGCAUAUUACUUCCCGAUUUUGGGGAUAAAUUUCUCGCCGAUAUAGAGUCUAAAACGUACAAAAUUGAACAAAUGAGUGUGAUAGAGGCAAUCAUCGGUUCCGGAAACAGACAAAACCAGAAUAGAUUGCUGCUUCACCCUCUAAUACAAAGCUUUCUUUGGUUGAAAUGGAGAGCGCUGUCGCCGUUUUUUUAUUGUAUGAUUAUAGUAUACAUCUGGUUCGCAAUAUCUUUUACAGGAUUUCUUUUAUCAACUCUCUUAGCGAAUCACACAAAUUUGACUACUCCUUACACUUCAAACGACAAUAAUACGAACAGCACUAGUUUUAACACAUCAAACGUCAAUGACGCGAACGGAAUCAUUUCUUACACUCCAACCUCAAACAUAUGGUUCCAAAUAUUAAGGUGGCCACUGAUAUUACUAGUUAUACAAGAGAUAUUUCAUUACAAGUACUCGAAGAAAUAUGUGACACAAUUGGAGAGCUGGUUGAAAUUGUGUCUUAUUUACUUAAUCAUAUACCUUAUUUCUUACAAUAAGUCUUCAUCGGACACAAUUACGUACCGAAAUGCAGCUGCAAUAGCUAUGCUUCUGUCUUGGAUACAGCUGAUGUUUUUCUUAUCCGGAUCUCCUACAUACGGAUACUAUGUUCCGAUGUUCAGGAUGGUAUCUUUGAACAUGGUUAAGGUUCUCCUGACCUUCGGAUUUCUAAUCAUUGGCUUCUCACUCAGUUUUAUGAUCGUGUUCCAUGCAGAGGAACCGUUUGAAAACCCUUUCGCCGCCAUCAUCAAGACCAUGGUGAUGAUGACGUCAGAAUUUGAUUAUGAGAAUCUCAUGGGUAAAAUAAAAGAAAAUGAAGGAUUAACACCAUUUCUUAUCCCUGUUCGUGUCGUCUUCGUAGGCUUCCUGAUAUUCACUGCAAUAGUCCUCAUGAACUUGAUGGUCGGUGUGGCUGUCAACGACUUACAAAACCUGGAGUUUCUAGGCAAUAUAGGGAAAACCGAAAAACAAGUGGAAUUUUUAUCUUUCCUCGAAAACGUGAAGAAUUUUUUGCGCUGCAACAGGCUUAUAGCUUAUUGCUUUCCUAUAACGAAGAAGACAGUAAAAAAGAGCAUUAUUCUAGGUACAAACGAGCUGUCGUGUAAAUAUUUUAAUAAGUUACCAUCACACCUGAGGGACUCUAUAUUUGAUAUUGCUCUGAGACACAAACGACAAAGAGAUGAAUUGCUCGGUUCUAAAACUUACAACACGAAACUUGAUGAAAUUUACAAAGUCAUUGUAAAAAAUUCUAAACAAGAUGAACUAUGCAGUUCUCCUGAACCAAUGGAGGAGGAGGGACAAAAUAAAAAUCAACACAUCAAAGAAGAAAUAAACGCUACGCAAAGCAUAGAAUCACUUAUAACAGAACUAAAACUACAUCUUGACUCUCGUUUUAAACAAAAUCAGAAUUCAAUCGAAUUACUCAAUAUAAAAAUAGACAAUAUACUCAAUAAAUUAAACAUGUAGAUGUAAAGAACUGAUGUAUGCGACGUAUCACGAACCAAAAGAAACCUUUUUCAUAAACCAUUACAAACCAAACAAUAAUUCAGCUUCAUAUUCCAAGGUGUUAAAACCCGCCAUAGAGACCCACGUAAUGGCUGCCAUACAUGCUACGGUCCAUCGGAAAGGUCCACCGGUGCAGGUAUGCCUGCGCCGGUAGACCGCAAUCUGUGUGGGAAUAGACCUGUGCAGAUUUUUGAGCCUGUGCAGGCGACCGGCGCAGAAUCGAAAAUCAAUACUUUCAAUUGAUACCUGCGCAGGCAUACCUGCACAGAUGACCUCUCCGGUAGACCGUAGCGUGUAUGGCUUGCAUAAGUGUGUCGCGUUCCGAGAUUAACCUGUGAAUAUCUGGUACCAACAGGUCGGCAUAAUUGUGUCGACUGUCGAAGGGUAAUCAUCUCUCGUCAGUCGACAUUCUAUUGGACCCCACUCCACUUACCAUCAGAUGCAGUGAAGUCACUCUGCCGUGAGCGAAUAAAAAAAGAAAAAAAUAUGCUGUUGAAAAGACUGUCUCGGUGGCGUAUUUGUAUUGCGUGCAAAGUACAAUAUUGCUUUAAGAUUCUGUUUAUGCUGUCAUUCCCAAGUUCGAAUACUGGGUUGAGAAAUGUGGUACUGGGUUUUCUGCUCAAUAUCAGCAAGGAUUUAUUAUAGAAGAUAUUAUUUUAAAAGAGUGUCUGGUUGCACCUCUGCCUAUCUCUUGGAUUUAAAGGCGAGCGGAAUUUUUUUUUAUUAUUAAAAUACCAGUGAUGUAAUCUGCUUUGCUAUUGCAAAAUAAAAGACUCGAUCAGUGAACCAAUGAAACUAAGGAAAUAGAAAGAUGAAUUACAGGAAUACACAUUGAAUUAAACAAAGAUGUAAAAUAAAUUAGAAUAAGAUGUCAUUUUCAACGUUAUUAAAACAACUUUAAUUUUUU
This is a messenger RNA of Manduca sexta (tobacco hornworm), 4797 nucleotides long. RefSeq names its product ankyrin-1. Gene Ontology annotation, biological process: monoatomic ion transport; transmembrane transport. The coding region runs from base 267 to 3851 and encodes 1194 amino acids. The transcript has 11 exons. Gene Ontology annotation, cellular component: cytoplasm; membrane. Gene Ontology annotation, molecular function: monoatomic ion channel activity; protein binding. The record is from RefSeq and is a predicted model, not a curated record. NCBI's taxonomy places the organism in Eukaryota, Metazoa, Arthropoda, Insecta, Lepidoptera, Sphingidae.